AUGCUAAAUUGGAUCAAGAUUGAAUUCAAUCGCACUUAUUCGGUAGGCGACAGCCAAUGGUGUGCUCUCGUAUGGCACGUUGGUAGCGACAGAUUCCAUUAUUUUAACUUUGUGUGCGCCAUCAUACUGUUAAGAAAAGUAUUAAAUGGACCAAUCAGGUGCACGCUGACGUCCAUACAUGUCCAAACAUGCCCGUCCAUGCUGUCUUAAAGGAGGCCCACAGGGCCUCCUUUAAGACAGCAUGUGUUGGGCAGUACCCUAGGGUACUGUGCU
Chondrus crispus (carragheen) is the source of this 273-nucleotide messenger RNA. RefSeq lists its product as hypothetical. The record is from RefSeq and is a predicted model, not a curated record. The transcript has 2 exons. Lineage: Eukaryota; Rhodophyta; Florideophyceae; Gigartinales; Gigartinaceae. The coding region runs from base 1 to 210 and encodes 69 amino acids.